CAUUAUAUAACUUGCAUAUUUACUACAUAUAUGUCAUUUGAAGUGAUUAUCUUAUUAAAAGAUCAGUUUAUUUAAGAGUUUCUUUAUACAUUAAAUGUGUACAUGUUGAUCUUAAACAUUAUGUAUUAUCAUUAUAUUAUACUUAUUAAUGUAAUUAAUAAAGGUUUCAUGAACAGUGAUAGCCAUUUCUAUAUACUUAAUUGCAACACCGAGUUAUACUGGUUUAUAAAAUAUGAAUACAUCACAAGACAUCAGCACAUGAGAUGUUUUAACAGCUUUAAAACAUGUACAGUAAGUUUAUAUUUCAACAGACAAUGAAACAAACUUGUGUAUCUAAUAUGGCAAUACAAAAAAAAUGCCAAGCAGGAAGUGCAUACUUUAUAAUGUUUAGGACGAUAGUCCAUGCUUUAGAUGGUUGUGAUUACUUUAUUAGUAAUCAAAAUAGAAAUAUAAGUCAACCGUUGUCACUUAGUUAUGGUAUUCAUAUCAAUUUAAAAUGAACUAUUAAUUAACAAUAAAUAAGAUUAGAGUAGAAGUGGGAGGGGAAGCUUUGGCCAACUUGAAUGAGACAUGGCAAGCAGUGGAGCUACACAGAAGUUAAAGAUACUUUGCAUUCAUGGCUACAGACAAAAUGCCCAGAGUUUCAGAGAACGGACUGGAGCCUUCAGGAAAUUUCCCAUUGUCAAGAAACAGACAGACCUUGUGUUCAUAACUGCCCCAAACAGAGUUCCAAGUAUGCAUGGAGAGGAAGCACCAGGUGAUGGCCAGGCAGCUGAAGGUUUAGGUGAGACAGGCUGGUGGUUUUCUGCCCCAGACAACACAUACAUGGCUCAAGAAUUUACCGACUGUUGUAAGGGGUACCAAGAAUCACUUGACAUGGUCACAGAGGUCUUCAAAACACAGGGUCCAUUUGAUGGCAUUCUCAGUUUUAGCCAGGGAGCCUCCUUCGCCUCCUUGUUGUGCGGUAUUCAACAGCAAAAUCCAGAUAUCAACCAAUCAAUUGCGAUAAUCAUUGCAAAAAUAGAAAUCAAUGCUCGUAACGGUCGCUACUCGUUCGCUCGUAAGCGUCCAUUGUUUGGUGAAAGGGUUCUAAUUGACUCGCCUAUAAAAUUCAACUUUGUGAUACUUGUUGCUGGGUUUAAGAGCAGACAAUCUGCACAUGAACAUCUUUAUAAGGAGAAAAUCACAGUUCCCUCCCUUCAUGUGUUCGGUGAUACAGACAAGGUCAUACAAAAAGAUAUGAGCGAGGCCCUUCUCCAGCAUUUUGUGGAGCCGGUCAUUCUUCAACAUGAGGGGGGCCACUUUAUACCCACGACAGGGGCUCAUAAACAAGUGUACACGCAGUUUCUACAGAAAAUGUUGGAUAGCAGGGCCUCCAAUAGCUGAUAAUCAUAAUGCACAAUGUUGGACAGCAGCGUCUCAAAUAUCUGAGAAUCACAAUGUACUAUUUUGGAAAGCAGGGCCUUUGUACCAAUGGUAUAGUCGGGAUGAAAGGGACAUUUACUUACCAGAAGUUUUAAAGACAGAGUCUGUUUGACUGUGGUUAAUGAUCAGACAUGUGCCUGGAUAAUAGUGUUUGCUCCCUUAAAUAUAUUUUUGGUCAUUUAAACCCAUUGUAAAAAUGCUUUUUGAGGUGAAGUCCAGUUUCUGUUUGACUUUGGUUCAUGUAGAAAUGCUUUUUUUGAUGAGUACUUGAAUGGGUAUUACUUUUUGAACAACACUUUUAGCUCAACUAUUCGAAGAAUAAGGAGAGCUAUCCUAGUCAACUGAGCGUCGGCGUAACCACUUAUGUUAAAGUUUGCAUACCACCUCAAAUAUUUUCAAAGUCUAUUGACGUAUGGCUUUGAAACUUUGCACACUUGUUCACCAUCAUGCCCCCAACUUGUUCACUGGAGGAGGUAACUCUAUCAAGCAUUUUGACAAAAUUAUGCCCCUUUUUCUACUUAGAAUUUACGUUAAAGUUUGCGUACCACCUCAAAUAAUUUCAAAGUCCAUUAACAUCUGGCUUUGAAACUUUGCACGCUUGUUCACCAUCAUGCUCUCAACCCUUACACAGGAGGAGGUAACUCAAUCAAGUAUUUUUACAAAAUUAUGCCCCUUUUUCUACUUAAAAUUUACAUUAAAGUUUGCGUACCACCUCAAAUAUUUUCAAAGUCCAUUGACAUCUGGCUUUGAAACUUUCCACGCUUGUUCACCAUCAUGCUCCCAACCCUUACACAGGAGGAGGUAACUCUAUCAAGUAUUUUUACAAAAUUAUGCCCCUUUUUGUGUUGCCUGAAAAGACGACAUAUAGGGGUUACUUUUGUCGGCGGCGGCGGCGUCCGCGUCCCAUUUUCGCUUGUCUGAGGUAUAUCUCCUAAACUAUUAGUGGUAUCAACUUGAAAUUUCAUAUGUAGAUAAAUCUAAUUGAGGGCAAGUGCAGUGCACAAGAACUGUUACUCUUGCUUCCAUAUUUUUAGAGUUAUUGCCCUUUGUUAUUUUUAAUGCUUAAAGUUAUGUCCGGGGCAUAUCUUGUAGAAUAUAAGAGUUAUCAACUUGAAACUUCAUAUAUAGAUAGAUCUCAUGGAGGGCAAGUGCAGUGCACAAUAACAGUAACUCUUGCUUUCUUAGUUUGAAAGUUAUUGCCCUUUGUUAAUUUUCAUGCGUAAAGUUUUGUCCGGGGCAUAUCUUGAAGAAUAUAAGAGGUAUCAACUUGAAACUUCAUAGCUAGAUAGAUAUCAUUGAGGGCAAGUGCAGUGCACAAGAACCGUUACUCUUGCUGCCAUAUUUUUAGAGUUAUUGCCCUUUGUUUAUUUUCUUGCUUAGAUUUGUCCGUGGCAUAUCUCGUAAACUAUAGGAGGUAUCAACCUGAAACUUAUUCCAUAGGUAUAUCUGAUUGAGGGAAAGUGCAGUGCACAAAAACCGUAACUUUUGCAUCUAUAUGUUUAGAGUUAUUGCCCUUUGUUAAUUUUCAUGCUUAAAAGUUUUGUUCGGGGCAUAUCUUGAAGAAUAUAAGAGGUAUCAACUUGAAACUUCAUAGCUAGAUAGAUCUCAUUGAGGGCAAGUGCAGUACACAAGAACCGUUACUCUUGCUGCCAUAAUAUUAGAGUUAUUGCCCUUUGUUAAUUUUCUUGCUUAGAUUUGUCCGUGGCAUAUCUCGUAAACUAUAGGAGGUAUCAACCUGAAACUUAUUCCGUAGGUAUAUCUGAUUGAGGGAAAGUGCAGUGCACAAAAACCGUAACUCUUGCAUCUAUAUGUUUAGAGUUAUUGCCCUUUGUUAAUUUUCAUGCUUAAAGUUUUGUCCAGGUCAUAUCUUGAAGAAUAUAAGAGGUAUCAACUUGAAACUUCAUAGCUAGAUAGAUCUCAUUGAGGGCUAGUGCAGUGCACAUGAACCGUAACUCUUGCUGCCAUAUUUUUAGAGUUAUUGCCCUUUGUUAAUUUUCAUGCUUAGGUUUUGUCUGUGGCAUAUCUCGUAAACUAUAGGAGGUAUCAACCUGAAACUUAUUCCGUAGGUAUAUCUGAAUGAGGGAAAGUGCAGUGCACAAAAACCGUAACUCUUGCAUCUAUAUGUUUAGAGCUAUUGCCCUUUGUUAAUUUUCAAGCUUAAAUUUUGUCCGGGGCAUUUCUCGAAAAGUAUAAGAGUUAUCAACUUGAAACUUUAUAGAUAGAUAGAUCUUAUUGAAGGGGAUCGCAGUGCACAAAAACUGUAUCUCUUGCUUCCAUAUUAGAGUUAUUGCCCUUUGUUAAUUUUCAUGUUUAACUUUACCUUGCACACUUUUUUAGCCCACCAGAUCACGAAGUGCUUCCUUGGGUGUCCCUCUACAAAAAUACAACAAGAGGUUAUGAUUGAUUAACAACAAGAACAACAAAAUGGCCGACUUCCUGUUUUGCUUUAAAAAACAUCUUCUCUGAAACUAUCAGUCCAAAUUCAAUGAAACUUUACAGAAAGCUUUCUUGGGUGACCCUCUACAAAAAUACAACCUACACUUGAAAGAUAAAUGGCAACAUCAUUGUCUAUAAAUGAAUAAAAUGCCAAUCUAACAGCUAUAAUGUCGACAGUAAAUAAUUCGUCAGGCGACACAUCCAACUCGCGGAGUUCUAGUUCGACUUAAAAUUUACAUUAAAGUUUGCGUACCACCUCAAAUAUUUUCAAAGUCCAUUGACAUCUGGCUUUGAAACUUUGCAGGCUUGUUCACCAUCAUGCUCCCAAUCUGUACACAGGAGGAGGUCACUGUAUCAAGCAUUUUGACAGAAUUAUGCCCCUUUUUCGACUUAGAAUUUACAUUAAAGUUUGCGUACCACCUCAAAUAUUUUCAAAGUCCAUUGACAUCUGGCUUUGAAACUUUGCACGCUUGUUCACCAUCAUGCCCCCAACCUGUACACAGGAGGAGGUCACUGCAUCAAGCAUUUUGACAGAAUUAUGCCCCUUUUUUUACUUAGAAUUUACGUUAAAGUUUGCAUACCACCUCAAAUAUUUUCCAAUUUAAUUGUCAUCUGGCUUAGACCAUUCACAAAGCCUUUUUUAUUCACACUCUUUUCUAUUUACAAGUUCCUGUUAUAAACUACACUUUAACAAUAUCCUCCAGGAUGGAUAUUAUUUUAUAUUGUCAAUCACUGAGAAUAGUCGAGCCCGCUGUCUAGUGACAGCUCUUGUUCAGGUUUGAGAUUGCUCUCAGAGGGAAUAACUGUACAACAUUUUCGUUCCGAGUUUAAAUUAUAUGGGGAAAAAAAAUAUUUUAACUCAUUCAUGUUUAUAAAACUUUUUUCUUUCUUUUUUCAUUUUUUUUUUUUUUUCUACCAAAAUAAUCAAGCAAACAGUUAAUUUGUGGGAUCUAAAGGUGCUUUCAUUUGCUGGACACUGACCAUUUGAAAAUGUGUAGACAGACUUAUGUGAUGGUGUCAAAUAUUGUGUACUGAAUGCGCCAUUGGUGAAAGGUAUUUUAGUGAAUGUGUUAUAAAUUUAUGUGAUCUGUUUGUAAAGUGUUUUUUCUUCGGAUUAUACCAAAUACAUGUAUACAAAGGUUUUCAUAUUUUAUCAUGGUUAUGCUUUUUGGUUCAACAAGAAAUGUGAUACUCUUGUUUAUUUUUGGCUGAAGUAUUAAAAUAAUAUAAAAGGU
Messenger RNA from Mya arenaria, 5096 nucleotides. RefSeq names its product esterase OVCA2-like. Gene Ontology annotation, cellular component: nucleus; cytoplasm. The coding region runs from base 571 to 1386 and encodes 271 amino acids. Gene Ontology annotation, biological process: response to retinoic acid. Lineage: Eukaryota; Metazoa; Mollusca; Bivalvia; Myida; Myidae. The transcript has 9 exons. The record is from RefSeq and is a predicted model, not a curated record.